Molecule: messenger RNA, 354 nt
Organism: Entrophospora sp. SA101
Lineage: Eukaryota; Fungi; Glomeromycota; Glomeromycetes; Entrophosporales; Entrophosporaceae
Source: the annotation of a GenBank genome assembly
AUGGAUCCGCUUCUUUUCACCACUCCUGCUAAAAUUCGUGUGCUUCUUGUUCCAGUUCAUCCAAUUAAAGCACAAGUGUUUCAUAAACAUGUCGAAUUAGUUAGAAAAUUUAAUGUAGUCAAACUUGGUGAUGUUACUCCUGACAUGCGUAGUGUUCAAUCAAUGUUUAGCUCACAACUUUUUCAUGAAGGACAACUGCAUUUUAAUUUUGUGACUUCUUACGAGCCGGAACAUUCAUACCUUGAAGAAUUUCAAAUGCAUCGAAGAAUUUUUGGGGUAAUUGGGAUAAUGGAUUGUCGUGAAUGGCAGAGUUUGCCAGAUGGAUAUAAGAAAUUUUGUGAAAUACUAAAAAAG